AAGUGACGAUUAUUACAGAGUCCCGUCCCCUCACCCCACUUCAGCCCAUCGCCAACAAGGUCCAGGGUCACCAUCAUUCCUUCCAUGCCGUCCACAAGCCCUGUCGCAUCCUUCUCUUGUCAAUUUGGCAGCUCACAACCACACGUAGCGCGCAAGCACCAUCGUGAGCGCGCAAUCGACCGACCUCUUCUUCACCGAUAGCAUACUAAGCUGCCGUCGUGUGCUCAGCAGCAACAGUCCGCCUCGCCGACUGUAUCUUCGGCUUGACUUGUGGCGCGCGUGGCGCUUCGACCGCUUAUCUCCGUCUCCUUGCGUCCGCCCAUGUCGCGCUGAAGCAGGCAUUUGUACUCUGUCUGUGGCUACCGCACGGUCAUGGCGACCUCCUUCGACUUCAACAGCAUGGCCAGACGAGCCGAUGGUGGCGACGCUGCUAACAUGCCCUCACCUCCGUCACCCGUACAACACGAUGCGCCGUCCCAUCACCCGCAUCACCCGAGCAAUGUCACCAUUUACCAGACGACCGGCCUUGAUGCUCACACUGGUCCCAUCCUUGCGCCGGGCUCGGGCGCACCGGCGUUGAACCCGCGGUCCUGCGUCACCUGCCGCCGCCGCAAGGUCCGUUGCGACAAGCAGAUGCCCUGCUCCAACUGUCGUCGCGCCUUGAUCCCGUGUGUCUUCCCGGCCCCCGGUCGGGCCCCUCGUCAGCAGCGACCCAAGGACCCAAAUGCGCCGCCAAAGAACUCGACCCAGCGUGAGGUGGAGCUUAUCAAGCGCCUGAGGAAGCUUGAGGGCAUCGUGGAAGAGCUCAGCGGUCAAAUUGAGGUCGAGUCGGGCAAAGCGCCUUCCACAGCUAGCUCCCCAACCGGUGCGCUGGAAAGCUUGCAGCAGAGGCAAGGGUCCGGCAACUUGGACUCUCUCGCCACAGGCAGCCCACUAUCGCGACACCCCGAACCGACCACCGCUCAGGACAGCGAAUCGGCCAUCAAGAAGGAUAUGCAAAAGAACUUUGGGCGAAUGGUCCUCGAUGACCAUAGUGGCACACGUCGAUACGUCAGCAGUGGGUUUUGGUCCAAGCUGAAUGAUGAGCUGGACUCUAUCCGCGAGGAAACGCAGCGCCUCACUGACGAGGAUGACGACUCGGAAUACGAAGGCACGCCCACAGACUCACCCGCAACCGGCGUUGGCUCCCUCUCCGACCACCAUUCGUUUGUGCUUGGCUACCGCUCGGCAGACGUGAGCCUGAAAAAGUGCCAUCCUUUGCCGUCUCAUAUCACGUUCUUGUGGUCCGUGUAUCAGGAAAACGUGGAACCGCUGGUGAAGCUGCUGCAUGUACCAACUACGGACAUGGUGAUGCGAGAGGCCAGAAGAGAUAGCGGAAAGCUUUCGCCUGGCAACGAGGCUCUAACAUUUGCCAUUUAUUUCGCGGCAAUUACCUCGCUUGAGCCUGAAGAGGUCGAGACCAACUUCGGCUCCAGCAAGGAUGAAGUUCUUGCGCAAUACCGAUUUGCCCUCGAACAGUCGCUCGCCAAGGCCAAUUUCCUAGACACCUCCGAUCUCGCUGUUGUUCAAGCCUUUGCUCUGUUUCUGAUUGUGGUCAGGCGCCACGACGAGAGCCGCUUCUGCUGGGCCCUGUCAGGCCUUCUGAUACGCAUCGCUCAGGGGCUGGGGAUCCACAGGGACGGGACUCACUUUAACCUCUCUCCCUUUGAUACGGAGAUUCGGAGGCGCCUCUGGUGGGCCAUCCUGAUGUUGGACCUGCGAUCGGCCGAAGAGCUCGGCACGGACAUGACGAUUGGCGAGCGAUCGUACGACACCAAGAUCCCCAGCAAUAUCAACGAUGCGGACAUUAGUCCUGAAACCGUUGAGCCUCCGACGCCGCGCGAGGGCCGGUCGGAUACUGCCGUCUCGAUCGUUCGGGCCGAAAUUUGCGUUCUCUCACGUCGCUUGGUCACGGCCUCCUCGGCCAUGGCCUCUCUCUGCCCCAAGGUCGACGAAGGGAGUAUUGAAGACCGGGAGGCUAUGUUGAUCGACGUAUACCGUCGUAUCGAGAACAAAUUCUUGAAGCACGUUCUCGACGAGACGGAUCCUCUCUAUUGGGUCGCUGCCAUGAUUGCUCGCGUCAUCAUGGCCAAAAUGUGUCUUGUCAUAUACCAGCCGAUGCUCUUCCCUGGAUCCAACUAUGAGCUAUCGGGCGAAAUUAGGCAACGCAUCUACGUGGCAGCCAUCGAGGUCAUCGAGUAUGGGCACAAGCUGAAUACUGAUCCCAGAUGCAAGCAGUACCGAUGGCUUUUCAAGACGUACACCAACUGGCACGCCAUCGCAUAUACCCUGAUCGAAAGCUGCCGGCGACCAUGGACGGCGCUGGUGGAGCGAGGAUGGGAAGCCGUCAACGGAUACGACAAGGAUCCUGUCGAAAUUGCCAAGAGAGCUGACCAUGCUGCUGUCUUCCUACCGCUACGGAAGCUGUUCAUCCGCGCCAGACGGCAUCGGGAGUCGGAGAUUGCCCGUCUCAAAGCGAACCAGGAAGAGGCGCGUCGUCUGGAUUUUGCUGAGCGCAUGAACCCUGCCCAAGCCCGCUUCGGACCGGUUCCUGGGGCCGAAAACAGGAUGGAACAGAUCAGAGAGAAGUGGAGGAUGCUGACACGGCCAGAUGGUGCCAGCCCUCUGCCGUACACCUUUGCUUCUCAGCAGCAGUCUACGGGCGUACAGUCGGCAGCAGACGGCGCGUCUGUGAACGCGUCCAUGUCGACGGAAACGACGCGGUCGCAGCACUUGAAACCUCCGGGCGAUCCCGUGCCUCUCCAGAUGGACUUGUCAUUUGAGGCGAUGCAGUACAUGGACGACCUCAUGUCCCAGCCGAAUCUCAACAUGGCGGAGUUCUACAACGUUGCCGGCGACGAUAAAAAUACGAACGUGUCCUCCACGGCCAGUCCGAUGCCCGACUUUUCGAAUGUCGUGACGGCACAACAGGAGGCGGCCCUGCGGCAACAGGCGCUCACUCUUCAAACGCAGCCUCCCAAGGACAGCCAUGUCCCGCCAUACCUGUGGAGCGACCCUUUCACGGUGAUGAACACCAAAUUUGAAGAGGGCCAGAUGGUGGAGGACACGGACAUGCUUGGUGACGACUUCAACUGGCAGGACUGGAGCCAGAGCAUUCGCGGGCUGGAGAUGGAGAGCACGGAACCGCCGAAAGGAUGGUAAAGGGUCGCAAUGCGAAUGAUGACUUCUGGAAACGAGAACGAGAAAUAUGAUGCGCAAGGGAAUUCAUUUGGCGAGGUAGGAGUUGUCAUGCUACUUUCAGCAAGUGGCGUCUGGGCGCCUGGAGUGGCGAUCGUUGUAGAGUGUACGAUCGAACCAUCCUCAGAAUAAGGGGACUUAUGGACGAUUCAAUAUGAAGCAUUCUUCUUGGAUUGAGGCCAAGAUGCCAGAGUCGCCCCCUUUGGGCUUGUGUUGACAUGGAGGUACCGCUAUAUCGGACAGGUCCCAGUGGCGUAUCUGCCUUGGCACAUACCACUCAAGAGGACCCAGAAGUACCAAUCUAGUACCAAGGUAGGGACUCUAUGGCAAGUGCUCGAGAAGCUCGGCCCUCCGGUCAAUUGCGCGACUUUAGGUGAGCCGGGUGAGCCAUGCGGGUGUGGUCUCGCGACCUAUGCAAUGCAACUAUAU
Molecule: messenger RNA, 3666 nt
Organism: Purpureocillium takamizusanense
Lineage: Eukaryota; Fungi; Ascomycota; Sordariomycetes; Hypocreales; Ophiocordycipitaceae
Exons: 3
Coding region: 373-3201 (942 amino acids)
Biological process (GO): DNA-templated transcription; regulation of DNA-templated transcription
Molecular function (GO): DNA binding; DNA-binding transcription factor activity, RNA polymerase II-specific; zinc ion binding
Source: RefSeq, a predicted model, not a curated record